CUAUUCGCUCAUCGGGACAGACACGUAGUCGGGCUAGGCGUCUGUCAGGUUGGGAGGAGAGAGUCAGGAAACUUACCCCCCAUCAGAGUUUAAACUGAAGUUUUAAAGGAUAGCGCGAUUUUAGAGCUUCGAGGGAAGAGAAAGAAGCAAAAAUGAUGACCCAGAUGGAAACGACGGUGCACUAUGAUAACGGCUACGAGGAGGAAGAAUACAUGAUGCAGGAGGACGAGUGGGACAGGGACAUGCUGCUGGACCCUGCCUGGGAGCAACAGCAGAGGAAAACAUUUACAGCUUGGUGUAACUCCCACCUGCGGAAGGCUGGCACUCAGAUUGAAAACAUUGAGGAUGACUUCAGGAAUGGAUUAAAGCUAAUGCUGCUCCUGGAGGUCAUCUCAGGAGAGAGGCUACCUAAACCAGACCGAGGGAAGAUGCGGUUUCAUAAGAUUGCUAAUGUCAACAAAGCGCUGGAGUUUAUCACAAGUAAAGGAGUGAAACUGGUCUCCAUUGGUGCCGAAGAGAUCGUCGAUGGGAAUGUAAAGAUGACUCUUGGGAUGAUUUGGACCAUCAUCCUCCGCUUUGCUAUUCAAGACAUCUCUGUGGAAGAAACAUCUGCUAAGGAAGGCCUUCUGCUGUGGUGUCAAAGAAAGACUGCCCCCUACAGGAACGUUAAUGUCCAAAACUUCCAUGUUAGCUGGAAGGACGGCCUGGCUUUCUGUGCCCUGAUUCACAGACACAGACCCGACCUCCUCGACUUCUCUAAGCUCAACAAGGACGAUCCCCUGGGGAACCUGAACCUGGCUUUCGACAUAGCCGAAAAACACCUGGACAUUCCUAAAAUGCUGGAUGCCGAGGAUAUCAUCAACACCCCCAAGCCUGACGAGAGAGCGAUCAUGACCUAUGUGUCGUGCUUUUACCAUGCUUUUGCCGGCGCCGAACAGGCAGAGACGGCUGCUAACAGGAUCUGUAAGGUGCUUGGUGUGAACCAAGAGAAUGAGAAAAUGAUGGAGGAGUACGAGAGGCUGGCCAGUGAGUUGCUGGAGUGGAUCCGCCGCACCACUCCAUGGCUGGAGAAUAGAACCCCAGAGAAGAGCGUGGCAGAGAUGCAACGGAAGCUGGAGGACUUCAGGGACUACAGACGCAAGCACAAACCCCCCAAAGUUCAGGAGAAGUGCCAGCUGGAGAUUAACUUCAACACUCUCCAGACCAAGCUGCGCAUCAGCAAUCGGCCAGCUUUCAUGCCCUCCGAGGGGAAGAUGGUUUCUGAUAUAGCCAGUGCAUGGCAGGGCCUGGAGCAGGCAGAGAAAGGCUACGAGGAGUGGCUCCUCACCGAGAUCCGGAGGCUGGAGAGGCUGGACCACUUGGCAGAAAAAUUUCGCCAAAAAGCCACCAAUCACGAGAACUGGGCCAGUGGUAAAGAACUGAUCCUCUCCCAGAAGGACUACGAAACAGCCACCCUGACAGAAAUUCGAGCGCUGCUCCGAAAACACGAGGCCUUUGAGAGCGAUCUGGCAGCCCACCAGGACAGAGUGGAGCAGAUUGCAGCCAUUGCACAAGAGUUAAAUGAAUUGGAUUACCAUGAUGUUGCUUCUGUGAACCAGCGUUGCCAGAGCAUCUGUGACUUAUGGGAUAAGCUGGGAACACUAACUCAAAAGAGGAGAGAGUCACUGGAGCGUACAGAAAAGUUGCUGGAGACUAUUGAUCAGCUGUUUUUGGAGUUUGCCAAAAGGUUAGCACCUUUCAACAACUGGAUGGAAGGAGCCAUGGAGGAUCUGCAGGACAUGUUCAUAGUUCAUACCAUCGAGGAGGUGCAGAGUUUAAUUGCCGCUCACGAGCAGUUCAAAGCCACUCUGCCCGAAGCGGAUGCAGAGAGACAGGCCAUUUUGGGAAUUCACAGUGAGGUGCAAAAAAUUUCCCAGAGCUAUGGGGUUAAGGCCAACAUUAUCAACCCCUUCAGCACCAUUACAAUGGAGGAGCUUCUCAACAAGUGGGAAAAGGUGAAGAAAUUGGUCCCUCAGAGAGACGGUGCCCUCCAGGAGGAGAUGGCACGCCAGCAUACCCAUGAAAUGUUGAGACGGCAGUUUGCCACCCAGGCUAAUCUCAUUGGACCCUGGAUUCAGGCCCGCAUGGAGGAAAUUGGGCGCUGCUCCCUGGAGAUUGGAGGCACGCUGGAGGACCAGAUGACCCAGCUGAAGCAAAUUGAGCAUGUCAUUGUUGCUUACAAGCCCAACAUCGACAAGUUGGAGGGAGAGCACCAGCUAAUCCAAGAGUCUCUUGUUUUUGACAACAAACACACCAACUACACCAUGGAGCAUAUCCGCGUUGGGUGGGAGCUGCUCCUCACAACCAUCGCCCGAACCAUUAAUGAGAUCGAGACCCAGAUCCUGACCCGGGAUGCCAAAGGCAUCAGCCAGCAGCAGAUGAACGAGUUCAGAUCUUCAUUCAAUCACUUUGACAGGAAGAAGAACGGUGCCAUGGAAACGGAUGACUUCCGAGCCUGCCUCAUCUCCAUGGGCUAUGACUUGGGAGAGGUGGAGUUCGCUCGUAUAAUGAUGCUGGUGGACCCAAAUGCUACCGGACUUGUCUCCUUCCAGUCAUUCAUCGACUUUAUGACCAGAGAGACGGCUGAUACGGACACUGCUGAGCAGGUUGUUGCAUCCUUCCGGAUCUUGGCAGCUGAUAAGCCCUUCAUACUAGUGGAUGAGCUGAGGAGGGAACUCCCUCCUGAACAAGCGGAGUAUUGCAUCAUGAGGAUGCCCUCUUAUGCUGGGCCAGGAGCUCCACCAGGGGCACUAGACUACACCGCCUUCUCCACCGCUCUCUACGGAGAAAGUGACCUUUAACUGGGGGAGGGGAAAUAAAACUCCACAUCUGGCCAUUUUUAUUCCUUCAUUAUUCUUCUCUUCACUUCUUAAUGAAAUUAGCUCUUCUAUAAUUCAUUACGGAGCCAAUAUGUUGAAUGCAAUUAAACCUUUAACAGUUAAUUAUAUUUUGGCUCUUGUUUAUUUUCUUCUCAUAAGCAAAGUUAAAUCCCCUAAAUCAAUCUAAAUUAGUCAGAGACUGAAUAUGAGCAGUGGAUUGUAAGUUUAUGAUUGAUAAUAAAAAUCACACAUUGAACCCACAAAAA
Messenger RNA from Nothobranchius furzeri (turquoise killifish), 3124 nucleotides. It is a transcript of the gene actn2b, whose product is annotated as actinin, alpha 2b. Gene Ontology annotation, cellular component: plasma membrane; cortical actin cytoskeleton; cell junction. Gene Ontology annotation, biological process: actin cytoskeleton organization; muscle cell development. NCBI's taxonomy places the organism in Eukaryota, Metazoa, Chordata, Actinopteri, Cyprinodontiformes, Nothobranchiidae. Gene Ontology annotation, molecular function: actin filament binding; calcium ion binding. The record is from RefSeq and is a predicted model, not a curated record.